Molecule: messenger RNA, 2310 nt
Organism: Erinaceus europaeus (western European hedgehog)
Lineage: Eukaryota; Metazoa; Chordata; Mammalia; Eulipotyphla; Erinaceidae
Gene: ASB15
Product: ankyrin repeat and SOCS box containing 15
Exons: 12
Coding region: 224-1990 (588 amino acids)
Biological process (GO): intracellular signal transduction
Cellular component (GO): cytoplasm
Molecular function (GO): protein binding
Source: RefSeq, a predicted model, not a curated record
UUCAGUUGUACAAGGUCAAAUCUUAAUUUAACCACCAACUGGAUACUUAAUUUUAGAUACACAGAGGAACACAUUGGCUCCAAGGCACUUCCUCUGGUUUAGGAAGGCAAGGCCCUGGAAAAGGAUGACAAGAUGAUCAUUCCAAAAGGACAAGUCCUAAUGAUUCUUCUUGAGACCUUCAAUAGAUGAGUUUCUCAUUCAAAAACUUCAGCUAUUUCAAGUCAUGGAAACUAACGAUGACUCCGAUGAAGACCAUCUUACAAGUUAUGAUAUUCAGCUCAGUAUUCAAGAAUCCAUCGAAGCCAGCAAGUCUGAACUUUAUCCUGAAAGGUUUGUACCAUUAAGUGAUCAAAACAGAAAACUUAUUGAGGCCAUCAAGCAAGGUCACAUUCUUGAGCUCCAGGAAUAUGUGAAAUAUAAAUAUGCAUUGGACGAAGCAGAUGAGAAAGGACGGCUUCCAUUGCAUAUGGCUGUCAUUCAACCCAUUCAACAAAUACUUGAAAUUGUUUUGGAUGCGUCCUAUAAGACACUCUGGGAAUUCAAGACUGCUGAUGGAGAAACACCUUUGACUUUGGCUGUUAAAGCAGAUCUGGUGGAAAAUGUAAGAACUUUACUAGAAAAAGGAAUGAGGCCAAACACCAAAAAUGACAAAGGAGAGACACCUCUUCUGAUUGCUGUGAAAAAGGGCUCCUAUGAUAUGGUGUCUGCUCUGAUUAAACACAACACCAAUCUUGACCAGCCCUGUGUCAAGCGAUGGUCAGCAAUGCAUGAAGCCGCCAAACAGGGUCGCAAAGAUAUUGUGGCUCUGCUGUUGGGCCAUGGAGGCAAUGUUCACCUGAGAGAUGGCUUUGGAGUCACACCAUUGGGUGUUGCUGCUGAGUAUGGUCACUGUGAUGUGUUGGAACACCUAAUCCACAAAGGUGGUGAUGUGUUUGCUUUGGCAGAUGAUGGGGCAUCUGUUUUGUUUGAAGCAGCAGGAGGAGGCAAUCCUGACUGCAUAUCCCUCCUACUGGAAUAUGGAGGGAGUGGAAAUGUACCAAAUAGAGCAGGGCACCUUCCUAUUCACCGAGCUGCCUAUGAGGGACAUUAUCUUGCACUGAAAUUUCUUAUUCCAGUAACAUCCAAACAUGCAAUCAAGAAAAGUGGGUUAACACCAAUUCAUUCAGCAGCAGAUGGACAAAACGCACAGUGCCUAGAGCUGCUCAUUGAAAAUGGUUUUGAUGUUGAUACCCUCCUAGCUGACCACAUCUCUGAGAACUAUGACGAUGGGAGGAAGACUGCACUGUACUUUGCUGUUUCUAAUAAUGAUAUCCACUGCACUGAAGUCCUUCUGGCUGCUGGUGCAGACCCAAACCUAGAUCCCCUAAACUGUCUACUUGUGGCAGUAAGGGCCAACAAUCAUGAAAUUGUCCGACUGCUUCUCUCCCAUGGAGCGAAUGUCAAUUGUUAUUUUAUGCAUGUGCAUGACACUCGCUUCCCUAGUGCCAUUCAGUACGCCCUAAAUGACGAGGUGAUGUUGAGGAUGUUGUUGAAUAACGGCUAUCAAGUGGAGAUGUGCUUUGAUUGUAUGCAUGGAGACAUCUUCGGAAAUUCAUUUGCGUGGUCUGAGAUAGAGGAAGAGGUGUUGCCUGGAUGGACAUCUUGUGUAAUAAAAGACAACCCAUUCUGUGAAUUUAUUACAGUUCCUUGGAUGAAGCAUUUGGUAGGGAGCGUUAUUCGAGUAUUAAUAGAUUACAUGGAUUAUAUCCCUCUGUGUGCUAAACUGAAGUCUGCACUAGAAGUGCAAAGAGAAUGGCCAGAAAUCCGUCAAAUACUAGAGAAUCCUUGCUCAUUAAAACAUUUGUGUCGGUUAAAAAUUCGAAGACUUAUGGGACUCCAGCGACUCUGCCAGCCAGCCUCAAUGGAGAAGCUCCCUCUACCACCAGCUAUUCAACAAUACAUCUUAUUUAAAGACUAUGAUCUCUAUGGGCAAGAACUAAAGUUACCAUAAUUUUAAGCUGACAAUUCAAAAUGUGAUUUUAAAAUAUUUUAAAAUGGGGUUUCCUUAGAAACUGUUUUGGAACAGUUUACAUACAUAAGUAUAUCUAAAGUCACUGACAACUUCACAAGUAGAUGGUAUAUUCUUGGAACACCAUCAUUUUACAUCUGUAAAGGUCAUUAUAUGUGAUUAUUUCUUAAUUUAGUCUAUAUUUUGUAUUUGAAUUUUGAUUAUCUUCCCUUGGAACAAGUCUUCAAACUCUCCCUGUUAAGAGGCUCCUGUUAAGAGUGUUCAGAGGGGGAUCGGGCUGUAGCGCAGUGGGUUAAGCGCAG